This is a messenger RNA of Paramecium primaurelia, 276 nucleotides long. NCBI's taxonomy places the organism in Eukaryota, Ciliophora, Oligohymenophorea, Peniculida, Parameciidae. The record is from the annotation of a GenBank genome assembly.
AUGAAAAGAUAAGUUAUAGAUUAUAAGACUGAUAAUUUUUUAUUAAUAAUUGACAAAUUAGAGUAAGAUUUCACAAAAAAGGUAGAUGUUGAAGAAUUAGAGAAUUAGAUUUAAUUAGGUGUUGUAAAUAGUAUUUUUAAUAUUUUGAAUAAUAACAAGGAAUUAGAAAAUAAUUUGGAUCCCGCAAUAAAAGAUAUUUUAUAAAUGAUGGAAAUAGAAAAGCCUAAUAUAAUACAGGAUGAUAUAUAUUUUGAAGCUAAACAGAUGUUUUUAUGA